AUGUGUGACGACAGUGUUCAGGUGCUGGAGAGUGAGCUGAACACUCCCGCCAAGAACUGCUACCGUCUGGUGGUCCUUGGCUCCUCUAAGGUAGGCAAGACCGCCAUCGUCAGGCGCUUUCUGACGGGGCAGUUCGAGGAACAGUACACCCCGACUAUCGAAGACUUUCACCGGAAGAUAUACAAGAUCAAGGGGGAGGUAUACCGCCUGGAUAUCUUGGAUACGUCGGGAAAUAAUCCAUUCCCAGCUAUGAGCAGGCUGUCUAUACUUACAGGCGACUUUUUCCUGCUGGUCUACAGCAUCGAUAGCAUGGAGUCUUUUCAAGAAGUGCGCCGCCUACGUCAACAGAUUAUCGACACCAAAAGAAGCCGGAAAGGAACCAAGGCAGUUCCCAUGGUGAUAGCGGGAAACAAGACCGACAAGAACGACAUCCGGGAGGUCACACUAGACGAGGUCAAGAGGGCUUUCUCUUCCGGUCGACGGGUCACGUGCCACGAGUUAUCCGCUCUGAAUAACUGUAACAUUGACGGUGUUUUUCGCACACUUUUUGAAAAUGCCCGAAUGCCCAGUGAGAUGACGCCAUCUAUGCACAGGAAGGUGACGGCUGCGACCUCCACCAAUCUGAACAGUGGGACGAGCCCGAGGGGCUUGUCACUACGCAGGCGCAUCAGUGACGCAUGCGGAGUGAUAUCGCCGAAUGCAAGGCGACCGAGUCUGCGCAGUGACCUCAUGCAGGUCAGGACCAAUGUGCUACGCGAGGAGCAUCACCAUAACGACGAUGAGUACGAAGACGAGGCUGAAGGGGAGGACACUGCUUCCGGUGGCAGCACAAAGAAACGCGCAUGCGUGAUCCAGUGACGUCACACCCCAACCAAUGUGAAAUGACAAUAUUAUUUUGCAAAGACAUUUUUUCGAAGCCUUAUUAAGUUGUAAUGUAACAUUUGUUCAAUAUAAUAGAAAACGCGUGGUCACUGUUUACCACCAAAAAGAGGAAUUUUUAUGAGGUUGAAUUAAGUAGGCCAAAGACCAAGCGAUAUAUUGCACGAUGCCGUGGUGUGAA
This is a messenger RNA of Asterias rubens (European starfish), 1060 nucleotides long. RefSeq names its product GTP-binding protein Rhes-like. Bases 1 to 858 code for a protein of 285 amino acids. Gene Ontology annotation, molecular function: GTPase activity; GTP binding. Lineage: Eukaryota; Metazoa; Echinodermata; Asteroidea; Forcipulatida; Asteriidae. The transcript is spliced from 2 exons. The record is from RefSeq and is a predicted model, not a curated record.